AUGGCAAACGUUCUAUUCGAUACGAAACAGGAAGAGGAGAUUGAGUAUCACACGGACAGUGGUAGUUUGAAUAUUUCCCUAUAUUCCCAUCAACCGGAUACAUCACUUGGAUAUGGAGACACAACAACUGGAAGCAACUUGUACACUGUGUUGAAGAAGUUUCUUAAUAAUGGGAAGGUUUCAAUAUGUGGAGCCCAAGUGUAUAUUGCAGUAAAACGGUAUCCCGAUGAGUCUGAUGUAUCUGAUAUCAUUUUCCAACUACGAGCCAGUCAUGUGAUGGUGUACAUUGCUGUCGACAGUAUUCCAUCGGGCGGUUCCAAUUCUGCGACACUUUACGAAAUGGCAUUUUUAACAAAUGGAUACUGUGCUUUUGCCACCGGCAGUGCUCUUUCGAAUGCUUUUUUAUGGAUUACUUAUGGAAUUGCCUGGCCUUACCAAUUCAUUGCUCAAAACUUUGUGGUUUCUGGAUCGGGUCGAAUCGAAAUACCGGCGUUCAAAACUCCAACUCCAGUGGGUUAUAAUGAUUAUUUGCGAUUUGCAAUAACUCUUCAAAACCACACAGUCGACAAUUCAUUCGUAUCAAUGAAUCACACAAUUGAGAGUACUGAUGGAUUUGUUGCUUAUAAAUUUCCGAGUCGCGACGCCCAACCUCUUUGUGGAACUGCACAAUCGGAUUGGUUUCCUGUGAACGGACCCCUCUCUUACAAAUGGACAAUUGACUACCAUUACAAUACAGAUGCACCACAAAUCAUUGAAUGCAGAAUGUACAGUAAAUACUAUCACGACUUCGUACCACUGCCAGAUUUCAAGUGA
This is a messenger RNA of Caenorhabditis remanei, 813 nucleotides long. RefSeq lists its product as uncharacterized. The record is from RefSeq and is a predicted model, not a curated record. Gene Ontology annotation, biological process: innate immune response. The coding region runs from base 1 to 813 and encodes 270 amino acids. The transcript is spliced from 6 exons. Lineage: Eukaryota; Metazoa; Nematoda; Chromadorea; Rhabditida; Rhabditidae.